Messenger RNA from Coturnix japonica (Japanese quail), 3569 nucleotides. RefSeq names its product LIM homeobox 1 (gene LHX1). Gene Ontology annotation, cellular component: nucleus. Gene Ontology annotation, biological process: regulation of transcription by RNA polymerase II; neuron differentiation. Gene Ontology annotation, molecular function: RNA polymerase II transcription regulatory region sequence-specific DNA binding; zinc ion binding; DNA-binding transcription factor activity, RNA polymerase II-specific. Lineage: Eukaryota; Metazoa; Chordata; Aves; Galliformes; Phasianidae. The record is from RefSeq and is a predicted model, not a curated record.
CCGGCCCCGCCGCGCCGCUGCGCCCCGCCGGGAGGCGCCCCAGUGCCGGCAGCGCCGGGAGAUGCCGCGCGGGGACGCGGGGUAGAGCGGGGCACGCAGGUACGAGCCGGGGAACGGCGGGGGACGGCGAGCGGCGGAGCCGGGAGCGGAGCGAACGGAGCGAACGGAGCCGCGCUGAGCGUCCACCCCCCCCCAACUCCGCGCACGGACGGCGGCCCCGCUCCGCAACGCUCGGGCCAUGGCACCGCGGCUGCAGCCUGCGCCCGUCUGACCGCGGGCGGCCCGAUGCCCUGCGCCAGCGCUGUCCUCGUCUUGUCGUCUUUUUUUUGUUUCUUUUUUUUUCUUUUGAUUUCUUUUCCCUCCUUUGAUUUCCGUUUGGGAAAAGCUGCACUUUGACUCCUGACUGCUCUACCUCAGACCUGAGAGAAAAAAAACAAAAAAAAACAAAAACUCAUCGCUCUUCUCGGCGGUCUUUUCAUUCUCGCCGUUCGCAUUUUAUCUGAGCGCCGAUUUCUGCGUCUCGGCCUCAGCCGGGCCGGGCCCGGGACCCGCGGCCCUGGGACAGCGACCGACCGAAGGCUUUUCUCCCUCCCGUCCUUUUUCUUCCGCUUUUCCAAGGCUUUUUUUCCCCCUUUUUUAUUCCCAAUAAUAACAACAUACACACAUAAAAAAAACCCACAAAUCAAACCUACGCCGCCGUUGUCGUCUUUUUCUUUUUCUUUCGAUUUUUCGCUUGCCAUCUGGGACGCCGAUACCCCACUCUCAGAAAUAACCAAAGACAAUGGUUCACUGUGCGGGCUGCAAAAGGCCAAUCUUGGACCGGUUCUUGUUGAAUGUACUGGACAGGGCUUGGCAUGUGAAGUGUGUUCAGUGCUGUGAAUGUAAAUGCAAUUUGACAGAGAAAUGCUUUUCGCGAGAAGGCAAGCUUUACUGCAAAAACGACUUCUUUCGGUGUUUCGGGACCAAGUGUGCGGGCUGUGCCCAGGGCAUCUCCCCCAGCGACCUGGUCCGCAGGGCGCGGAGCAAAGUGUUCCACUUGAACUGUUUUACGUGUAUGAUGUGCAACAAGCAGCUCUCCACCGGCGAGGAGCUCUAUAUCAUAGACGAAAACAAGUUCGUCUGCAAAGAAGAUUACCUAAAUAACAGCAAUACUGCCAAAGAAAACAGCCUGCAUUCAGCUACCACCGGCAGUGACCCCAGCCUGUCCCCCGACUCCCAAGACCCCUCCCAGGACGACGCCAAGGACUCGGAAAGCGCCAACGUGUCCGACAAGGAGACGGGCAGCAACGAGAACGACGACCAGAACCUGGGGGCCAAACGGCGGGGGCCCCGCACCACCAUCAAAGCCAAACAGCUAGAGACUCUGAAGGCCGCCUUCGCGGCCACCCCCAAACCCACGCGGCACAUCAGGGAGCAGCUGGCGCAGGAGACCGGCCUCAACAUGCGCGUCAUCCAGGUGUGGUUCCAGAACCGCCGCUCCAAGGAGCGCCGCAUGAAGCAGCUGAGCGCGCUGGGCGCACGCCGGCACGCCUUCUUCCGCAGCCCGCGCAGGAUGCGGCCGCUGGUGGACCGCCUGGAGCCCGGCGAGCUGCUCCCCAACGGGCCCUUCUCCUUCUACGGAGAUUACCAGAGCGAGUACUACGGCCCCGGGGGCAACUACGAGUUCUUCCCGCAAGGCCCGCCCUCCUCGCAGGCGCAGACGCCGGUGGAGCUGCCGUUCGGGGCGGCGGGCGGACCGCCGGGCACACCGCUGGGCGCGUUGGAGCAUCCGCUGCCCGGGCAUCACCCGCCCGGAGAGGCGCAGCGCUUCCCCGACAUGCUGGCGCACCCCGCCGGGGACUCGCCCAGCCCCGAGCCCACCCUGCCCGGCUCCCUGCACUCCAUGUCCGCGGAAGUGUUCGGCCCCAGUCCUCCGUUCUCCUCGAUAUCCGUCAACGGCGGUGCUAACUACGGCAAUCACUUGUCACACCCACCAGAAAUGAACGAAGCGGCUGUGUGGUAGCUUUAAGCGAACUGGGUCUAAGUAAGUGAUGAUCAUCUAGUCUGCUUGUUGUUACGGUGUACAGAAAUGAGUAAAUCUAACAUCUCUCCCGCCCUAAGACAAUGUCACCUUGGGAACGAACUGCGCCCGGCGGCUCCGAGCGGAGCGUUGCUGCAGGGCGGGGGACGAUCCCGGUGUGCGUCUGUCACAGACACGGGGACCUGCGUGUGCCGUGACAAAGGAACUGGUGAAGCUGUACAGUAACGCGCUGCCGCGCCGUGGGAUGGCGUUGAGUGUGAUUAACCCCGUCGGAUGUCACCCCGAGAGCCACAAUCCUUAGAAACUCCUCAUUUAAAAACACACACACACACACAAAAAAAAAGCAAGGAUUGAAUGGCGGAAAGGUUGAAAGGAAAAAAGGGGGAAAAGCCGCAAGAGAACUCUGAGCGCUCCCGAUAAGGAUGGUUCUGGCGUUCCGCAUUUGUUUGUUCAUUUUUCUCUCUCAAAAAGUUCAACCACGAGAAACUCUUUAGCUCCAGCCAUUGCAGCCAUUGCAGCCUGCUGAGUACCAGGUGGGACAACUUUUCUUUCUCCUUUCUUGUUUCUUUUUUCCCUUUGUCGUUUGUUUGGUUGUGUUUGUUGUUUGUUUUUUCAGUUGUUGUUUUCUUCUUUUGUUUCCCUCCCCAAAUAACGAAUACUAAAUGUUGAGCCCUCGGCACCACCACCACCACCGACUCUUCUACCUUCACAAUGAUACACAUACAAAACCUCCUCAUCAUAGCAAAGGUCACCAACGGACCUCUAAGGCGAAUGACUUGAAAAGAAAAAAUAUAUAUACAAAAAAAAAACCCACAAAAAAAAAACAAAAAAAAAACGAACAUAAAGCAUUCUACCUUCACAAAGAGAGCAAAGCGAAACGAAAAGACUCUAUUGAACUAAAAACAGUCAACUGUUUACGUCUAACGUUAAAUUCAGGAGCUCGAUGUUUUACUAACAAAAUCCUGUUUUAGGACCUCUUGUUCGAAAGCAAAAUAUUUUGAGCAGCCAACCAAAAUAGUUCCUUUUCUUUUCUGUAGAUGUACAAAGCGAUCGCAGGGCUUGUGGUUCACUGUGCUAGUUUGUCAAAGGUGUUGUUUACAGAAGGCAAAGAGAAACCCGCGAAUCCCAGACCGUUGCCAAAUAAAGGGAAUCUAUAGCACAAAUACUGUCAGGUGCUCCGCACCAGCAACCCGGAGAGGCGUUUCCAAAUGUCACAAAGGUUAAAACCAGAACAGAACGAACAUCUUUGCUAAUUUUUAGUCCUGUUGAACAUUCAUGGAAUUGUUAAUAUGACUUAUAUAGACCCACACAGGUUUUAUUUUUGUGUCUUUAAAAUGAAAGUCCAAAAUAUUUAAAUUUUAUGGUCAAAUAUGCAGUCGACAGCUGCUACUUUUUUCUUUAUAUAUUAAAUUUCUCAUAUGUCUUUUAUUGUUCUAAUAAACCUAAGCUUGUGUGACCUCCAGUGCAUAUUAGACCAUUCACUGUAUGAAAGAAAACAUGUUGGAUAAAAUUUGUGCGUUUUUAAUAAAAUUAGAAAAUGGGAUGUUUA